CCGAUGCAGACGGAGAGACAGCGGAUUUCAACUUGUUGCGACUUUUCCCCUCUCUCUCUUCCCUAAGUGCAAGCUCAUGCAGUUAUAGAGUUUGUUCACUUAGUCUCUCUCAGCAAACUUCUCGAAAAUGCUUGCAAGGCAGAACUGGGGGUCCUGGGGUUUGCCUGUCCUGCUCUGGCAAGCACUGAUUGCUGCCGGCAUCCUCGCUCAGAACACGGAAGAACAAGGAUCAAAGGGGCACCUCGAUCUCACGGAGCUAAUUGGAGUCCCACUGCCCUCAUCUGUCUCCUUCAUCACUGGAUAUGGAGGCUUUCCAGCUUAUAGUUUUGCACCAGGUGCUAACAUUGGCCGACCAACAAGAACUUUAAUUCCUGAGACAUUCUACCGUGAUUUCGCGAUCAGUGUGACCAUAAAGCCUGAUAGUAACCAUGGAGGUGUAUUAUUUGCAAUAACAGAUGCAUUUCAGAAAAUUAUUUACCUGGGACUGAGGCUCUCACAAAUUCAAGAUGGCACUCAGAGAAUAAUACUGUAUUAUACGGAGCCUGGUUCCCAUGUUUCCCAAGAGGCUGCCUCAUUUAAAGUUCCAGUAAUGACUAAUAAAUGGAAUAGGUUUACAAUUAUCAUUGAAGGACAUGAUGUAAUUCUUCUUAUAGACUGUGAAGAAUAUAACCGAGUUCAGUUUCUGAGGUCACCACAAGCCUUGAGAUUUGAAUCCAGUUCAGGCAUAUUUGUUGGAAAUGCAGGAGCCACAGGACUGGAAAGAUUUACUGGCUCAAUUCAACAAUUAACCAUUCAGUCAGAUCCUCACCCUUCUAAGGACCAAUGUGAAGAUGAUGACCCAUAUGCAUCUGGAGAGACCAGUGGUCUUCAGGAAGCAGAAGAUGUUGCUGAAAUACAAGAAGCUAUCACAUACACUCAAGCUCCUCCCGAAGAAACCAAAGUAGAGCCAGUAGAAGCACCUCCAACGACACCAUCUGAGUCUAAGGAAAUGGAGCUCUCAGGUGAUGCUGAGAGUGAAGAUAGUCCUGAGGCUGAGGAUAGCCCUAAGGGUGAGGAUAUCUCAAAGGCUGAGGAUAUACCUACAACUAAGGAUAACCCUACAGCUGAGAGUACUCCUACAACUGAGAAUAUCCCUACGACUAAGGAUAGCCCUACGACUACGGAUAGCCCUACGACUGAGAAUAUCCCUACGACUAAGGAUAGCCCUACGACUGAGGAUAGCUCUAUGACUGAAGAUAGCCCUACGACUGAGGAUAGCCAAGAGCUCACCAAUGCCAUGCACACAGAUUCCAGCAACUCAGAACAAGGAUCUGGUGAUUCCAUUCAUGACACACAAGAAAAGGACAACGCUACUGACAGUGACCGAAAAGUAGAGAUUGGUUCAGGAAAUGAAGAACUUGAAAUAAGUGGAGAAAAGGAUACAACAGAUGAAGAAGAUUUGACAAGAACACAAGUACCUACCAGAUUUCCUGGAAAAGAAGGUGAAAAUAACCUUCCAACUUAUGGUCCGAGUCAACCUCUGCCAACAGUACAACCUGAAAAAGAUAACAUCUUGGGUGAAAGAGGACUCCCAGGACCAAAAGGACAGGCUGGCUCAAAAGGGGAAAAGGGUGAUCCUGGUGAAGGAAAGCCAGGUCUUCCUGGCUUUCCAGGUUCCCCUGGACCAUCUGGACCUCCUGGAACAUUGGGUAUGAUGGAGAUUGAUGGUUCUGGCUUUGAUGCUAAUUCUGGCUCUGGUUCUGGCUCUGGCUCUGAUUCUGAUUCUAGCUCUGUUCUCUUUGAAGGCAGUGGAGAACUGCUAAGAGGCCCUCCUGGACCACCAGGACCUCCAGGAUCACCAGGUCUUCCAGGAGAACCAGGAUCUGAAUUAUAUAUAGGACCCCCUGGUUCACCUGGAGAAGAUGGACCAUCUGGUGAACCAGGGCCCCCAGGUCCUGAUGGUCAUCCAGGAUUUAAUGGAGCUGCUGGCCUUCCAGGAAUGAAAGGAGAAAAGGGUGAAAAAGGUCCUAAUGGCUCCACCGGUGAAAAGGGUGACUCUGGAAAAAGAGGAUUACCAGGUCCUCCAGGGAAAGAUGGGGUUGUUGGAGAGCCUGGCCCUCCUGGGCUCCCUGGUCCUCCUGGGCCCCCUGGUGUCAGCUGUGCAAUGGGACUUGGAUUUGAGGAUAUAGAAGGCUCUGGAAGCAUUAGACUGUUGAGUGAACACAAACCUGCAGGACCAACAGAGCCAAAUGGUCCAAAAGGAGAAAAAGGAGACCAAGGGCUUAAGGGUGAAAAGGGGCGUAAUGGAGAUAGUUUAAUAGGGCCACCGGGGCCACCAGGACCACCAGGAAGAACUGUUGCAGUGUCCGCAGCAAUUCUCAAUGGCACUGAUGGAAUCAUGAAUAUUACUGAACUUCCUGAACUAAUUGGCCUACCAGGACCAGAGGGCAAGCCCGGUCUGCCAGGAUUCCCAGGCCCAAAAGGACCAAAAGGUGACACUGGAUUUCCAGGGUUGCCAGGAGAAAAGGGUGAAAAGGGUGAACCAGGAACCAUUCUUGCUGGUGAUAUUGCCCUUGAGAGGUUGAUGUGGAAAAAGGGUGAAAUUGGAAUUCAAGGACCACCAGGGCCAAUGGGCCCCAAAGGACCACCUGGACAUAAGGGAGAAUUAGGUUUCCCAGGGCGACCAGGGAGACCUGGUUUAAAUGGACUAAAAGGCACUAAAGGAGAACGUGGAGUAGUGCUAUUAGGCCCACCUGGUUUGCCUGGUCCUCCAGGGCCUCCUGGACCACCUGGAGCUGUGAUUAACAUUAAAGGAACGGUUUUUCCAAUUUCUCCCAGACCUCAUUGCAAAACACCAGUCAAUCCUACUCAUCCUGGGAAUCAAGAACUAAUAACUUUCCAUGGCAUUAAAGGAGAAAAAGGUUCCUGGGGUCUACCUGGGCAACCAGGCCCAAAGGGUGAAAAAGGAGAUGAGGGUGAGCCAGGACCACCAGGUCCCCCAAUUCCUGUUACAUACUUGAAGCACUUUAUGGAUAGAAUGAAGGGUGAAUCUGGAAACAAAGGAAUCAAAGGUGAAAAGGGAGAUUCCAAUGGUGGAUUUUUUAUGCCUGGGCCCCCUGGAUUACCAGGAAGUCCUGGACAAAUGGGCCAGAAAGGAGAUUCUGUCAUUGGACCCAGAGGCCCACCUGGGGCACCAGGCUUGCCUGGGCCUCCUGGUUAUGGAGCUCAUGGACUUCCAGGACCUCCAGGACCCCCAGGGCCACCAGGACCCCCAGCAAUAUUGGGAUCAGCGGUGGCACUUCCAGGCCCACCUGGCCCUCCAGGUCAGCCAGGACGUCCAGGAUCCAGGAACCUGGUAACAACAUUUGGAAAUAUUGAAAGUAUGAUGCAAAAUGCUCAUUUGGUGAUAGAAGGCACACUGAUUUAUUUAAGUGAAAGUACAGAGUUUUUUAUACGUGUAAGAAAUGGAUGGAAAAAAUUGCAGCUUGGAGAGCUUAUUCCCAUUCCUGCUGAUAGCCCACCACCUCCUGCAAUUUCCAGCAAUUUUCAGCAACCUCUACCUCCACCAAUUCAGACUUCAAAUGUCAAUUAUGAGAAGCCAGCACUUCGCCUAGUUGCUUUGAAUAUGCCAUUUUCUGGAGACAUUCGAGCUGACUUCCAGUGCUUCCAACAAGCCCAGGCUGCCGGUUUAUUGUCCACUUAUAGAGCUUUCUUAUCGUCCCAUUUACAAGAUCUGUCCACAAUCGUGAGAAAAUCAGACAGCUACAGCUUGCCAAUAGUUAACCUUAAGGGAGAAAUACUUUUCAAUAAUUGGGAGUCCAUUUUUUCUGGCCAUGGAGGUCAAUUCAAUAACCAUAUUCCAAUAUAUUCCUUUGAUGGUCGGAAUGUUAUGACAGAUCCAUCAUGGCCUCAAAAAGUAAUAUGGCAUGGUUCCAACACAAAUGGGAUUCGACUGGUAAGCAACUAUUGUGAAGCAUGGAGAACAGCAGAUAUAACUGUAACAGGAAACGCAUCACCACUGAGCACAGGAAAAAUCUUGGAUCAGAAAACCUAUAGUUGUGCUAAUCAGCUCAUUGUUUUGUGUAUUGAAAACAGUUUUAUGACUGAUGCAAGAAAAUGAUGACCAUCUACCCUACUGAAGAAAUCUACAAUUUUAUUGCCUAAAAAGUGGACACUGAAAUUUGAUUUUUAAUGAUGUAUAUAUUGUUUUUAAUUGCACAUUUAUAACUAAAGUAACCAAAGAAAACAUACCUCAGUACACUCAGUACUAAAAACGUAGAAAGAACUCAGAUAAAAGACAAAAUCUGAUUUAUACUUUGGUGCUAGGAUCUGCAAGGAUUCCCCAAGUGGUGUGACAAGAAAACAUCCUUGCACACAUCAACAAUAAGUGUGCAAAUCAAUGUAGGCACAGAAAUGUGCUCUUGUAAUAUCACAGCUGCUUUCAUGCCACUAUCUCCUCAAGAAAGUUGUUUGCUUAGUGUAACUGUCUCUGCUGAGUGUCAGAUGCUCUUCAUGUUUUCUUAACAAAAGUUUAGCAACAGUAUCUCAUUUUAAGUUAUAUGUGAACCAAAUGUUUCAUUCUUUAUGCAUCCAUCAUUUAUAAUUGCUGUUCACAAUGAAGGGGAAAACCCUAAAAAUUAACUAAUUUUUAUUCUUAAAUGUUAUCAAUAAGUGUUCAUUUUCCUUCAAAGAAUUACCAUUUUGCCAUCAUAUUUUAGCAGGCUUACUUUUUAAAAAUAAUCAUAGCUUAGUGUGGCAUUUGUUCAUGUACCAUAACCAAACUGACUUGCUGGAAAAGUUGAAAUUCCAAAGCAUCUUGAAUGAGAAAUGUGACUAUAAAUAGAUAUUGCCUGCCUCCUUUUAAAAAUGAUUUUGUGACUUGUAUUUGACAACUCUUGAAGUGUAAUACUUUUAGCAAAAUGAGAAUUUCCAUGCAAAUUACUUUGCUGGUAAACAUACAUACACAUAUAGAUAUAUAAAUAUAUAAAAUAUUGUUUUAUUUUUCCAUCUGAAUUAACACAAAAACAUUUUCCCAAAAUUAACCUAUGUUUUCUCCAAAUAUCAUAUUUUCAUUGUUAUGAUAUGGAAAUAAACUUUUGCGGGGUUUUCAACUACA
Messenger RNA from Antechinus flavipes (yellow-footed antechinus), 5095 nucleotides. It is a transcript of the gene COL15A1, whose product is annotated as collagen type XV alpha 1 chain. Bases 128 to 4099 code for a protein of 1323 amino acids. NCBI's taxonomy places the organism in Eukaryota, Metazoa, Chordata, Mammalia, Dasyuromorphia, Dasyuridae. The transcript has 39 exons. The record is from RefSeq and is a predicted model, not a curated record.